AUAAAAGAAAAAAUUGAAGAAAUUAAAGAAGAGAAGCUCCAACUACACUGACGGUUAUUUCCACACACUCCCACCUAAGCUUUUUCUCGCGUUCUCCGCCAAAUCUGCCCACAAUCCUUCCCUUUUUAUACAUUUCUUCACUUCUUCAUCCUUCCUCUUCAUCUUCUUCUGCAAAAUUCAUUCUCCCCAAUUCAUGAUCUUCAAGAAAAACCCCAAUUUAGUUUAGUAAUCAGAAGAAGAAUCAGAACAAAGAAAGGGGGCAAAAAAAUGGCUUCUGCAUUUUCAGCCACCGCUUUCAUGCAGCCUUUGUUCCUCAACUCUUCCUCCACCUCUUCUUCCAGAUCUUCCGACCGACCCCUUUUCGGUGACCUCAGUUCCUCUUUCCUGGGAUCCACCACCCAGAAUCUUUCUUUUUCCCGACCCUGCAUUGUUCCUUCUCCUUCCGCUUCUUCUUCAUCGUCGUGCUCCGCCCGCCGCCGGACUGUUGUUUCCGUCUCUGAGGCUGUCAAAGAGAAGAAGUCCGCUGCCAAUGCUUCUCUUUCCAAUCUGCUUGUUACUAAAGAAGAGGCCUUAGUGUUAUACGAGGAUAUGGUUCUCGGCAGAGCCUUUGAGGACAUGUGUGCCCAGAUGUACUACAGAGGCAAAAUGUUUGGUUUUGUUCAUUUGUACAAUGGCCAAGAAGCCGUCUCCUCCGGCUUUAUUAAGCUUUUGAAGAAAGAAGAUUCUGUUGUCAGCACUUAUCGUGAUCAUGUCCAUGCCUUGAGCAAAGGGGUCCCAGCUCGUGAAGUCAUGAGUGAGCUUUUUGGUAAAACCACUGGCUGCUGCAGAGGACAGGGUGGUUCCAUGCAUAUGUUCUCUAAGGAGCACAACCUCCUUGGUGGUUUUGCUUUCAUUGGUGAAGGCAUUCCUGUUGCUACUGGGGCUGCCUUCACAAGCAAAUACAAGAGGGAGGUCUUGAAAGAGGCUGACUGUGAUCAUGUUACUUUGGCCUUCUUCGGUGAUGGCACUUGUAACAAUGGCCAGUUCUUUGAGUGCUUGAACAUGGCUGCACUUUGGAAACUCCCCAUUAUAUUUGUUGUUGAGAACAAUUUAUGGGCCAUUGGAAUGUCUCACUUGAGGGCUACCUCAGAUCCUCAAAUUUGGAAGAAAGGGCCAGCCUUCGGGAUGCCUGGUGUUCAUGUUGAUGGAAUGGACGUCUUAAAGGUUAGAGAGGUAGCAAAGGAGGCCAUUGGUAGGGCCAGGAGAGGUGAAGGGCCAACUUUGGUUGAAUGUGAAACUUACAGGUUCAGGGGACACUCUUUAGCUGACCCUGAUGAGCUUCGUGACCCCGGUAAGAUCUUUGGGACUCAUUAUUUAGGCAUGAAUUACAUUUUAACUGUAGGAAUGUCAUUUCCCGCAAGACGUCUAUUUCUGUCUCAUAGGUUUUUUAGCAUGCAAUAGUUUUUAAAUCUGAACGAGAGUUGAUUGGACUCGAUAUGAACCAAAGCACUGCAUUUCUUUUCAUGACUGCUACGGAGAAUCAUCCUUCCACUAUUUUGGCACAUUACCGUACCCAGAAAUUUAUUUUUAGUUUUUAAGAACUAAAAACUUUUUUUGGAUAAACGUUGGAGCGAGUCCAGGCUGAUAAGCAAUGGUUAUAUAUAAUGAGAAAAUAGUUAUUCUAAAGUCAUUGGGGUGGUCAUUUGACUUGAAAGUGUUCUUCCAUCCGCUUCAAAGUGAUCUAAUUUCUUUUGUGUAUUACUUUCACGAUGGCUAAGAGAAAUUUGUGGUGUUUGUCCACCAUUCUCUGGUUAAUACAUGCCUUAAUGUGUUUUGUUUUGUUUCAACUUGAACUGUGAAAACUCUAUAUGAUGAUGUGAAAGUAGCAUUGUCAGGAGUCUGUAUGAUAUAAAUGCCACUGAUGUCUUCUUUUAUGGAACCAUUUUGCUAAUUAAGGUGUCUUUUGUUACAGCUGAGAAGGCUCACUAUGCUACCAGAGAUCCCAUCACUGCUCUGAAAAAGUACAUCUUUGAGAACAAUUUGGCCAGUGAAGCAGAAUUGAAGGCUAUUGACAAGAAGAUCGAUGAGUUAGUUGAAGAUGCUGUUGAGUUUGCUGAUGAAAGCCCUGUUCCAGCUCGUAGUCAGCUGUUAGAGAAUGUUUUUGCUGAUCCGAGGGGUUUUGGAAUCGGACCUGAUGGAAGGUACAGAUGUGAGGACCCGAAAUUCACCGAAGGCACUGCUCAGGUGUAACCUCAAUUUUUUUUCUUUCGUGGACAUAGGGACCUCAGCACUGAUGGCUGGCAGUUGUUGUUUGAUUAUUUAUGAUUUCUUAUAGGGAGCAUAAGUUUAUCUGGCAUUUGUACUUCUUAGUGUUCCUAUAAUUUAAAGUCCUGUGUAUGUUGAUGUCUCAACAUUUCAAUUUUUGGUCUUGUAUUUUUGACUAUUAUAUAUGGUUUUACAGUACUUUGUUAAUUGUAUUGACAUUUGAAUGGCCAUACCUUCAAGUUCCUGCUUUCUAAUGUCAUUUCUUAUACACAUCAUAAACUCUUCUAAAAACUCUGGACACACAUUACUUCAGCUUCUAGACAAUACAAAAUCAGCAGUUUCAUUUUUAUAACUUCUUUGCAAGUCAGGAUUACAGUAAUUUUUGAAUUCGGCAAAAGUGAAUUCAAAGAAGAGUAAUGAGGUACUGCAACCUCUGUUUGAAAGUGUUUUUUAGCGUGUAUAUUUCUUUUUUCUUUUUGUUCUUUUUUUUUUUUUU
Messenger RNA from Oldenlandia corymbosa var. corymbosa, 2740 nucleotides. Lineage: Eukaryota; Viridiplantae; Streptophyta; Magnoliopsida; Gentianales; Rubiaceae. The record is from the annotation of a GenBank genome assembly.